Molecule: messenger RNA, 574 nt
Organism: Aspergillus aculeatinus CBS 121060
Lineage: Eukaryota; Fungi; Ascomycota; Eurotiomycetes; Eurotiales; Aspergillaceae
Exons: 2
Coding region: 1-333 (110 amino acids)
Source: RefSeq, a predicted model, not a curated record
AUGACCGCCCGCCUCACCCCCCUCUUCAUCCUCCUGGGCGUCCUCCUCGUCCUCGCCGGCAUCGGCUACGUCGCCUACUCCAUCGUCCAGGACAUCUCGCGCCACACGCGCUCCAAGAUGGAAGGCAAGAACGUCCUGGUCACCCGCGAGGGGAUGAAGGUGGGCGUCCGCGAGGUCAAGGAGGAGGAGUAUGUGGAUCGGAGUCAGAGCAUCCUCGUCAACAUGUGGAAUCACACCUCGUUCCCCGCGUACAAGAGUCGCUUCUGGGAUAUGACCAAGCCUACGAAUUGGGGGCAGGAGAGUCGGGUCGCCGAAAGUAGUAAGCGGAAGUGACUGACUGCCCUGGCGAGGCGGAUGAGGGGUUGGAGGGAGCAGCAGCAGCAGCAGCAGCAGGAAAAGAAGAGGUGCUGUCGUGAUUUUUGAGCGAGCAACAACAUGAAUAACAGCAUCGCGGUUUUGUACUCUAAAAUGGGUAUGCUGUGCUUUACCUUGCCUUGUAUUAGGGAAGGGUGGAUGAUGUAUGCAUUAUGUUGACCCUUGCUACCCUUUCUCGCCCGAAAGGAGGGCAAGGGCG